CCACACCGACGACGCGACAGUUUUGAACGGAACUUGCUGGUGCUUGGAUCGCAGCUCCGCCGAUCUCCGCGAGGUUGAAACCAACGACUUCGAUUUCGUCGCUCAAAUCACAUAUCAUAAAUCGCCAAAUACAAAAGCCUAGUUGUGCACAUCUAUAUAUUUUUUUUCUGUUUGUUUUCCGUUUGCGUGCUAAACCAUUUGUGCUGGUGAUCUUCGUGUGGAACAUAAAAACCUAAUAUUCUGAAUUUUCAAGCCGUGUUUCCAAAAGACUAAUUGCAACAGUUUCCGUGUCUUUAAUCCAUUGGAAGCUGUUCCUCCAACACAACUGCAUGGCCAUGUCCCGCAACCGAAACCGAAUCCUUGUGCCCAUGCAGCAGCUGCUCCUCCUGCCACUGCUGCUCCUCGUCCUCCUGGUCGUGGGCAAGGCAGCGGCGGGCUCCUUGGUGUCCCCGAACAACAGGCAGCCAUCGCAGCGCUUCUUCUACGCCGCCGCCACAUCCUCCUCCUCCUCCUCGCAGACGAAGGUGCGCCUGCUCCGCCAGGCGGAGGAUCCCAAUGCGGCGCCGGCUGCACUGGAGGGCAGCUGCUGUCAAGGAGCAGCCGCCGAAGCAGGAAAACCAUUGACGCUGCCACUGGCCGUGUCCGCUGAGCUGACCAACGUGACCGCCGACUACGAUGUCUCCGGCGAGAUGCCCUCCUCCAAGGAAAACUUCAAGCGCAGCAUCAUGAAAUCAACCGUGAGGAAUGCGACGCCGGCGAGCUGCUCCCCGCAACCGACGAUCGUGGAGCUGAAGCCGCCGGCGGAGGAUGAGGCCAACUACUACUACAUGCCGGCAUGUACGCGGAUCAGCCGGUGCAAUGGAUGCUGCGGUUCCACGCUGAUCUCCUGCCAGCCAACGGAGGUGGAGCAGGUGCAGCUGCGGGUGCGCAAGGUGGACCGGGCGGCCACCAGCGGUCGCAGACCCUUCACCAUCAUCACCGUGGAGCAGCACACGCAGUGUCGCUGCGAUUGCCGCACAAAGGCGGAGGACUGCAACGUAUACCAGUCGUAUCGCAAGGAUCUGUGCCGCUGCGAGUGCCACAACACGGACGCGAGGGACAAGUGCCUGGAGCAGGCGGAGAACAAGUACUGGGUGGACGACAACUGCACCUGCGUCUGUCGCUACAACCAGAGCUGCACCACCGGCACCGUCUUCGAUGAGACGCAGUGCAAGUGCACCGACCCGGCUGCACCCAUCAAUGUGUUGGACCGCAAGCGCUUCAUUGUCCAGGCGGUACAGGUGGACCCCGAUAACACCACCCUGUACAGCGUUUGAGGAGUACGAACGCCAGCUUCCUAGCGGGGAAUCCCCGAGUACUGAGAAGGCAAUUGCCGUGGAAUUGCACCGUGUACUUUAUAUUAUUUAUAGUUACCGAUUAAACCUAGGCUACAACUGCAUUCCCCCCUACACUUAACACACAGUAUUCACCCCCUUUGAAAGAACUGCGGCACAAGCAACAACUUUAAAUGGUUGCGCAGAAAUCUCUGCUGAAAUCUUUCUCUACUUUCAGAUACAUUUUCAAAGUAUUUUAGACCUUUGGAGAUUUCUGCGCAUAUCCUGUACAUUAAUUUUUAUGAAUUUGUUUAUAUAACUUUUUAAGCGCCUUUUCCUUUGUCGCGGCUUUGUGCACAAUUUUGUUGAUUUCCGUUUGUUUAAGUUUUAAGUCAUCCUUAAUGAGUUGUCCACAAAUUAAACGCUAUUCAAUUUUCCGCCGUACUUCAUUUGCAUGUAACUUUUUUUUUGUAAAAAAAAUGUUAGACUUAAGUUUACGUAAAGAAAAUACAGACAAAGUAUUGAAUUAUUA
Molecule: messenger RNA, 1845 nt
Organism: Drosophila yakuba
Lineage: Eukaryota; Metazoa; Arthropoda; Insecta; Diptera; Drosophilidae
Gene: Pvf1
Product: vascular endothelial growth factor C
Exons: 6
Coding region: 330-1316 (328 amino acids)
Biological process (GO): positive regulation of cell population proliferation; positive regulation of protein autophosphorylation
Cellular component (GO): membrane
Molecular function (GO): growth factor receptor binding; growth factor activity
Source: RefSeq, a predicted model, not a curated record